Messenger RNA from Saprolegnia diclina VS20, 581 nucleotides. RefSeq lists its product as hypothetical. The coding region runs from base 60 to 512 and encodes 150 amino acids. The transcript has a single exon. Lineage: Eukaryota; Oomycota; Saprolegniomycetes; Saprolegniales; Saprolegniaceae. The record is from RefSeq and is a predicted model, not a curated record.
UGCCGGGCGGCGGUCGCAAGCACGAGAUCACAGAGGAGAUCGAACGCCGCGCCGCUGAGAUGGACAUUGUCGUCAAGGAAGACAACAUUCGCUUCUUCGAGCGCGAGAACAAGCGCGUGUCGAUGCUCGUCAAGACCAUCAAGGCCAUCAAGGAGCAGCCGUUUGUCUUCUUCAUCAAGUCGCCGGACCUCACGGUGCUCAACAAGGUCAUCUUGUAUGUCCGCAGCAACGAGAUGACCAACACACUCCGGUUCGUGCACGUGUACGCCGAGGCGACAGACGACGAGCUCCAAGCGAUUUCCGCGCUCAAGGAGAUGGUCGCGCUCUUUGACCGGAUUUACCCCAAGCUCAAGGCCGACUUGGUCACGAUCCACGGCAAGUUUGAGCCCGCGCUCGUCCAGUGGCUGAGCAAGGAGUAUAGCAUGCCGACCAACAUGAUGUUCAUCAAGCAGCCCACGAACCAGGCCGCGCACAAGGUCGCGGGUCGUGGCGUCCGCGUCAUCACUGGCUAGCGAUAGAAGAGCUUUUUGAAUACCCUAUACCAUAGUCUACAAUGUAUCAGUGAAUCAAAGCAAACUCCC